This is a messenger RNA of Nothoprocta perdicaria, 1843 nucleotides long. RefSeq names its product ubiquitin conjugating enzyme E2 G1 (gene UBE2G1). Gene Ontology annotation, molecular function: ubiquitin conjugating enzyme activity. Gene Ontology annotation, biological process: protein polyubiquitination; proteasome-mediated ubiquitin-dependent protein catabolic process. The transcript has 6 exons. NCBI's taxonomy places the organism in Eukaryota, Metazoa, Chordata, Aves, Tinamiformes, Tinamidae. The record is from RefSeq and is a predicted model, not a curated record. The coding region runs from base 111 to 623 and encodes 170 amino acids.
GCUGCGGGCCGGCUCAGGGCCACUCGCCGCCGCUUCGGCCGCUCGCAGCACCGGCAGCCGCGUCGCCACCGCCGCUACCGGGACUGCCUCCGCGGGCAGAGCGGGGGAGAAUGACGGAGCUCCAGUCCGCGCUGCUACUGCGGAGACAACUAGCAGAGCUCAACAAAAAUCCAGUGGAAGGCUUUUCAGCGGGCUUAAUAGAUGACAAUGAUCUUUAUCGAUGGGAAGUCCUUAUUAUUGGUCCUCCAGAUACACUAUAUGAAGGUGGUGUUUUCAAGGCUCAUCUUACUUUUCCGAAAGAUUAUCCACUGAGGCCGCCAAAAAUGAAGUUCAUCACAGAAAUCUGGCACCCAAAUGUUGACAAGAAUGGUGACGUCUGCAUUUCGAUUCUUCAUGAGCCUGGAGAAGACAAAUAUGGCUAUGAAAAACCUGAGGAACGCUGGCUUCCCAUCCACACAGUGGAAACUAUAAUGAUUAGUGUAAUUUCUAUGCUGGCGGAUCCCAAUGGUGAUUCUCCUGCUAAUGUUGACGCAGCGAAAGAAUGGAGAGAAGACAGGAAUGGAGAAUUCAAAAGAAAAGUUGCCCGCUGUGUAAGAAAAAGCCAAGAAACUGCUUUUGAGUGACACUUAUUCAGCAGCUAGUAGCUUCACUUUUUUUCAGGGUCUUCAAUUGAGAAACAUGGCACUGUUUUUUUCCUGCACUCUACCCACCUAUUGCUGGACUUCUGUUGUUACAAGUUGGCAAACACUGGCUGGAACUGGGCUGCAAUAAAACAUGCCAGUUAUCAAUGCUGACAAGAGCCUAACAAGUGCCAACACAAGAUGAUUACGCAUUUUGAAAUCUAAUGAACUGCUUUAACCUUCAGGAAGAAUUGUAAAGAUGUGUACAUAGCACAACAUGAUCCGGAUAAUAUAUAUACUGUUCAUGUACAUCCACAAAUACACAUUGUACCAAAUAAUGCUGUCUGUAGUUAGGAUAAGAAUCGUGUAAAUUCUAAAGAUUUUAGCAGUUUUUUUUCUCUCCCUAUUCAUUGUUUCCUAUCAGUUAAAAACAAAAAGCAAAAACAACAACAACAACUUGUGAAGCAUGUCGAACUAAAACCAAUUAGGAUAAAGACUUUUUUUCCCACUUAAUUUUCCUUUGACCCACUGAGGCUUAAUUAAAAUCUCUUGCUUAUUAAAGUUUAGUAUCUCUUUUGGUUUUUGGAAAUGUGCUCCCUCUUAUUCCCUCAUCAGAAGUUAAGAUUUUUCCUAAUUAAACCCUGAAAGGAUUUGCUAUCAAUUACUUGUGUCUUCUUUUACAAUGACCUUUGUAGUCUCAAAGGUGCUUUUUCUUUCCCCUCCUUUAUAAAACCCAAUUGCACAUACUUCUUGAAUUGGGUAUAGCAAUAAAACUGGCCAUGGAGCACCCUUUAGCAGCCUGAUGGGUUCUGACCUUCCAGAGGACUUGAGUGCUUUAAUUUGGGAGCUCAGUUGUUAGUCCAAGAUAGGAUGAGCUGCUUUUUUUUUUUUUCCUGGGUGAUUUUUUUUUUCUUUGCCUUUUUCAUUGCCUGUUUGUGGGGAGGGGUGUGUGUAUGGGAGGCUUGUUUUUUCUCAAAGUUGAAUUCAAGCAUGCACAUCUGUAGGCUUUCAAAUGACUAAUUUCUGGGUUUGGUAUCAAAAAUACUUUCCCACUUUAACUCUUCUCUCUCUUCUGUGGCCCUUCAUAUUCUUUGCCUUCUACUUCAGAGUUUCCUCACCUAAUGUACAAAGAAAAUUGCGAUGUAUAUUUUCAUGUAAUUUGAUUUUUGGAAUUCUGUCACCUUCUGUAGUGAGUUCUUCCAAAAUAUAAUUUUUUCCAAUAA